This is a messenger RNA of Frankliniella occidentalis (western flower thrips), 609 nucleotides long. RefSeq names its product putative inorganic phosphate cotransporter. Lineage: Eukaryota; Metazoa; Arthropoda; Insecta; Thysanoptera; Thripidae. Gene Ontology annotation, cellular component: plasma membrane. Gene Ontology annotation, biological process: transmembrane transport; monoatomic anion transport. Gene Ontology annotation, molecular function: transmembrane transporter activity. The record is from RefSeq and is a predicted model, not a curated record.
CCCGCCCCUGACUGCCCUGCUUGCUCUGCCCGCUCCUAGAGCAGCGGCGGCGGCGGGCCGGGUCGGACCUGCCCUAACCUCACUUCAUACCUUCAAGAGUACCUCGCGUGGCGUGGCGUGGCGUGGUGUGGCGUGGUGAGGCGUGGCGUGGCGUGGCGAGGCGUGGCGAGGCGUGGCGUGGCGUGGCGGGCGCGGGGAUAGUGAGUAGGUGAGGCAGAGCGCUGCGCCGGGUCGCGGUGAUACGCUGUGGCCGACGCGACGCGACGCCGGGAGGACCGACCAGGAACACCCACCAGGACGACGACGGACGACUCGCUUGGGUCCGACACCCGCCACGAUUAAGGACAUGGUCGCCAACGGCACGCCGAACGGCAGCGCGGACCCGACCGCGCCUGUGGCCAUGCGCAUCAUCAGGCAGAACGCCGAGGACGGCGACGUGAAGGAGAAGGAGGACUACGAGAGCGACGUGGACGACGAGGUCGAGGACGUCGACGACGAGGAGGAGGAGAAGAGGGACGGCCUGGGGAUCCUCCUCGAGGGCAAGAAGCAGAUCCAGCUCCAGAGCGGGGAGGUGCUGGAGGUGGGGCGGGACCCCCUUCCGCCGGACGG